CUACGAUUGUCGCGCUAAGACUGGCAAGCCCGUGCGAGAUCAUGAAAGUCCCCGACCUGAGGCGCAGAUACACUCCAGAAGAAAAACAGCAACUCAUAAAAAACCUAGACAUCGAAGUCGAACACCGCGUCCGCCAGUUGGAGGAAUGGCUAGCAGUUGCCCUGACGAACUUCAAACUUCACCAGGAAGGCUUGAUUUCUCGCAUACCAAAGCUCGUGCGCAGUGUCAAGAUGGGCGAUUUUGCGGACAAGUACGAUGGAGACGUCCAGGCGUGUUUGCGUGGACUCCAGAAGGAACGGUUAGGCAAUGCGGAGGAACUAGAGAUCGAUCGAGAGACGCGAAAGCGGAAAUGGGCGGCCGCAUUGGAGGAAUCGGAGGCUUCAGGUUCGGGGACGGGGACUGGGGCGAAUGACGGUGAACCGGCUCGAGCACUCAAAAGCGCACGUAUGGCAAUAGCCACUCCAAAGAAGAAAGGCACUUUCUCAAAUCCUUUCGCAGUUGCCAACACACCUGGAACGUCCCGAAAUCCUAUCCGCGUCCAGCCCUCACCAAGCCCGUACAAGUUGGGCAAGCCCCCACCAUUCAUCCCGGUUCGCAGCACGUCACCUUCAAAGCUUACGAACGGUACCACACACCACCAACCGCAGCGCACACGAAUGCCAUCCAGUGCAACAUUCAACCCAACUAUGCCAACUCAAGCACCAACGUAUCCUGCUCUGAGAGCACCGCGACGGGAUGAGAGCAUGCUGAGUGUUAAUGGUUCUCCUCUGGCUAAUCCAUAUACUCUUGGACUUGGUUGGUUUGCCGGCGGUGGCGAGGACGGCGGGGAUAACACGGCGAAUCAAUUAGUGCCAUUCAAGAACAAGGGGACUAGCAAGGAAAAGGCGAUCGGUAAACCGAAGGGACACAAGCGCGUCGACAGCAUCGUCAUACGCCGUGACCCGUCUGUUGUGCUGGCCGGGUCAUCACAACGUUCAAGUCUUAGUCUACAGUCGCACUCGCGCUCGAAUUCCCAGAGCACUACUCACUCCCAAAGUAACUCUCGAACACAAGUGUUGGCUCCUGAGCCCAGUGUUGCUAUCACGCCGAAAGCCGAUCCUAUUCCACUUCCUCCUACGGCAGUAUCUUCGAGUUCAGCGUCGGCUCUAGUGUCGUUACCCACGAAAGAUGGGCAUCUUCUUGAGUUUGAUCCGCUCAAUACGUCGCCGAGCGCUUUGGAUGCACUGGUGGGCAUUACGGAUAGCGCGAAGAAACAGGCACGCGAAGAGAUGGCACGACUUGUGAAGGAAGCAGUGCGAAAAUGGGCCAUCGAAUAGCACACGAUGUGCACAUUUUUACCUCAUUUAUAGUCCGGAAUCGCUCGUUUCCCUCCUGCUGUUUGUGACUUGUUAUCUCUAUUUAUUAUCGUCGCUAUACAUGGCUAUUAACUGCAAACAUGACAUGACCUCUAACCAAGUCCUAAAUUCUAAGGGCGUUCCAGGCGUCGCAGGUUAUCGAAGUACAUACACAUUCAACCAGCAGGAAAA
Pisolithus orientalis is the source of this 1526-nucleotide messenger RNA. RefSeq lists its product as uncharacterized. The transcript has 4 exons. Gene Ontology annotation, biological process: mitotic sister chromatid segregation. The record is from RefSeq and is a predicted model, not a curated record. Bases 42 to 1316 code for a protein of 424 amino acids. Gene Ontology annotation, cellular component: chromosome, centromeric region; chromosome passenger complex; spindle midzone. NCBI's taxonomy places the organism in Eukaryota, Fungi, Basidiomycota, Agaricomycetes, Boletales, Pisolithaceae.